Aspergillus tanneri is the source of this 1884-nucleotide messenger RNA. It is a transcript of the gene FCJ1, whose product is annotated as MICOS complex subunit MIC60. The transcript is spliced from 4 exons. Gene Ontology annotation, cellular component: MICOS complex. Bases 1 to 1884 code for a protein of 627 amino acids. The record is from RefSeq and is a predicted model, not a curated record. NCBI's taxonomy places the organism in Eukaryota, Fungi, Ascomycota, Eurotiomycetes, Eurotiales, Aspergillaceae. Gene Ontology annotation, biological process: cristae formation.
AUGCUGCGCUCAUCUGCUGCACAUGGUCGACAGCUGCUGUUGUCCUCGACUCGUCAACGGACGGCACCCCAAUGGCUGUCCAAAGCCGGAGCCAGCACCCGGCUCUCCGGUCAGAGGUUCUUUGCCGAUUCUAAACCUCCUACCGCCGGUACGCCCACUCCAGCUACCCCAUCCUCCGACUCCGUCCCCCCCUCGGAGACCGUCCUCAAGGCGUCACCCAGUGAGCAAGGUUCACAGGCUCCUCCACCCCCACCGCCCGCUUCGGUUCCCAAAACAGGACGUUUCCGCCGAUUUCUGUUCUAUUUGGCCCUCACAUCGGGCCUUGCAUACGGUGGAGGUAUCUUCUUGGCCCUGAAGUCCGACAAUUUCCAUGAUUUCUUCACGGAGUACGUCCCUUAUGGUGAAGAGGCCGUUCUCUAUUUCGAAGAACGCGAUUUUUACCGCCGAUUCCCGAACACUCUCGGAGCUCCCAAGCGCAGUGCUUCCAAGGAUGAGGGCAGCAAGAUCACAAUUCCGAGCAAGAGCGGACUCUCUUCUAAGGUCGCAGAGGAAGAGCCUUCCGGCAGUGAUGUUUCACAGAAAGGUCCACAUAUGAGCGCUGUCGAAGCCCGCCGUAAGGGUAACGAAGCGCAAACUAUGACCGACACUGCUAAGAUGGGGCAUAAGACAAGCGCUGUGGAAAAGGCAAAGAGCGACAAAGCGGCUAAGGAACCGGCCGCUGAGAAGACGAGUGAAGAGCCCAGACAACCAGCCAUCCCUGUUGUGACACCUCUUGAAUUCGCCCAGGUCAACGAGGGGGAUGAGGCUAUUGUGCAAGAGCUGGUGAAGACUUUUAACGACAUCAUCACUGUUAUCAGUGCUGAUGAGAACUCAUCCAAGUAUGCUGGUUCUAUCGACAAGGCUAAAGAGGAACUUCAAAAGGUUGGAGAGAAGAUUAUCGCUGUUCGGGAGGAGGCACGUCACGCUGCCCAGGAAGAGAUUAAGCAGGCCCAUUCGACUUUCGACGAGUCUGCUCGUGAACUCAUCCGUCGCUUUGAGGAAGCACGCGCCAACGAUGCUGCUCAGUACCGGGAGGAGUUCGAGGCAGAGCGUGAAAAGUUGGUUUCUGCGUACCAGAUGAAGAUCCAGACGGAACUGCAGAGGGCGCAGGAAUUGGCCGAACAGCGCCUUCAAAAUGAAUUGGUUGAGCAAGCCAUUGAACUUAACCGCAAGUAUCUUCACGACGUGAAGGAUCUUGUCGAGCGGGAGCGCGAGGGCCGUCUGAGCAAGCUCAAUGAGCUCACCACCAAUGUGAGUGAAUUGGAGAAGCUCACCUCUGGCUGGAGGGAUGUGAUCGACACAAACCUCAAGACCCAGCAGCUUCAGGUCGCCGUGGAUGCGGUGCGCUCUGUCCUGGAACGCUCUACCGUUCCUCGGCCAUUUAUUCGUGAGCUUGUCGCUGUGAAGGAGCUGGCCGCGGACGACGCAGUCGUAGAGGCCGCCAUUGCUUCCAUCAACCCUACUGCUUACCAACGCGGGAUUCCAUCUACCCCUCAAGUCAUCGAGCGUUUCCGCCGCGUCGCUGAUGAGGUCCGCAAGGCAAGCCUUUUGCCCGAGGACGCCGGUAUUGCCAGUCACGCCGCCAGCUUUGUUCUGAGCAAGGUUAUGUUCAAGAAGGACGCGGCUGCUGGCAGUGAUGAUGUGGAGAGUGUCCUUGUCCGGACCGAGAACCUUUUGGAAGAGGGCAACCUCGACGCCGCCGCUCGUGAGAUGAAUGGUCUUAAUGGCUGGGCCAAGAUCCUGAGCAAGGAUUGGCUCAACGAAGUGCGCAGGGUUUUGGAAGUGAGACAAGCACUUGAGGUGAUCGAAGCCGAAGCGCGCCUUCAGUGCCUGCGGGUUGAAUAA